This is a messenger RNA of Trypanosoma conorhini, 342 nucleotides long. Its product is annotated as TPR protein. Gene Ontology annotation, molecular function: protein binding. Lineage: Eukaryota; Euglenozoa; Kinetoplastea; Trypanosomatida; Trypanosomatidae. The record is from RefSeq and is a predicted model, not a curated record. The coding region runs from base 1 to 342 and encodes 113 amino acids. The transcript has a single exon.
AUGUCGGUCGUGGGGGAGGGGCGCGCGGAGGAGGCGGGGGCCACAUGCCCGCUGGGGAACGCCGCCGCGGCGCGUGAGUGCGCCGUUGACGCGGCGGAGUGUGAGCGGCUGAAGAAGCGGGGCAACGAGCUGUUUGCCGGCGGGGCGGUGGCGGAGGCUUUGGAGAUGUACCGUGCGGCGCUGAAGGUGGCGCCGCUCAAACCCGUCCGAAAGGAAUCGGCGGCUCAGGCCGGGAAGGAGGCCCCGGGCGACGAGAAGCCCUCCGCCGCUGCGACGCAGCCGGACUCGCGCCCCGCAGAGGAGGGCGGCAGCGGCACCGGCAGGCACCGGCACCGAAUGUGA